AUUGCGUCGGCCUCACGUUGCACAAAUGUGUCAAGCGCUGAAUACAUGACGGUUUAGCCUAACGUACGUGACUUGGACAAAAUUUAGAAAAAAAAUAUUAUUAUGCGUUUUGGUGAUCAAUUUGACACAUUUUUAUUUCUCGGAUACUGAAGAGGAGACACACGUGGAUCCGAAAAGUGAUCAAGGCAGAUCCUCACAUUCUACAUCCAACACUGUUUGAAUGAACACAAAUUUAUUGUCACCACAUGGAACCCAUUCCCCUUGUUGAACAUAUGAAGACCCUUACUGACCACUGUAAUUGGACAAAUAGCUAUUAAUGUGUGACCAAAGCACGGAGAUGCCUGGAGGAGACUGCGGUCCAGAUGGGGAGGAGCCUGCGUUAUCGCCAGCAACAGGAGGAGAGGAUGGGAGGAUGUCGUCCGGGCAGCCGGACGGAGGGGCACAAUCAGGGCGUCUCAGGGGAGGAGAGCGGAGGCUCAGCCGGAGAAGUGGGACAGGAAGAUGAGGAGAUGACCAGCGGAUCGCAUGACCUCUCUCACUCAGCCAAUCGCAGUCCUGGUAGUGUCACAGGAUCCACCUCAGCUUCAACCAAGAGCAGUGAGAACACAGAUGGUAGCAGAGGGCAGACCCACAGAGAGGUGAUGGACACAGUGGCUGAGAUGAAGAAGAGGAUUCCAACAGACAAACGCAAUCGCAGCAAAGCCAGCACUGUGGAGGCCUUACAUUAUGCGCUCAACUGUGUCAAACAAGUGCAAGCAAACAGUGAAUACUACAAACUGCUGAUGCGAAGCGGCCAGGAUGAGAGGAGAGAUUCUACUGUUUGCACCCUGGAAGAGUUGGAGAGAGUCACAUCUGAACACACCCUUAAAAACACGGACUCCUUUGCAGUGGUUUUCUCCCUGUCGAGCGGCCGCGUGCUGUACUCGUCGGAGCAGGCUCCCAGCAUCCUGUGCUGCAAGAGGAAGUUCCUGGAGUCGGCCAAGUUUGUGGAGCUGCUCUUCCACCAAGAUGUUAAUGUCUUCUACUCGCACACGGCUCAGCCACAUCUGCCACCCUGGAGCAACUCGCGUACAGCGGGGGUUCUGUUUGACUGUGCCCAGGUCAAGUCUUUCUUCUGCAGAAUCAGGGGUGGGAAGGACCGUGAUGGUGAGAUGCGUUACAACCCAUUUCGGGUAACACCCUACCUGCUGACAGUGCAGGGGACAGGACGCAGUGGGGAAGACGAAGAGCCGUGCUGUCUGGCAUUGGCUGAGCGCAUCAUCUCUGGAUACGAGGCACCUCGGAUCCCCAUGGACAAGCGCAUCUUUACUACCACACACUCACCCGGCUGUGUGUUCCUGGAAGUGGAUGACAGGGCUGUGCCGUUGCUAGGAUACCUUCCCCAGGAUCUGAUUGGCACGUCGUUGCUGACUUGCAUUCACCCAGACGACCGCCCCCUUAUGCUGUCUAUGCAUCGGAAAGUGUUGAAGUAUGCGGGUCAGUCUCCGUUCGAGCACUCUCCGGUGCGUCUGCGCUGUCAGAAUGGAGACCACGUCACUUUGGACACCAGCUGGUCCAGCUUCAUCAACCCAUGGAGCCGCAAGGUGGCCUUCAUCAUCGGACGGCACAAAGUCAGGACGAGUCCACUGAAUGAGGAUGUGUUUGCUGCUCCGACAAAGGAGGAUGUCCCUGUCACCCAUGAGGAAAUUAAAGAUCUACAAGCAAAGAUCUAUAAGCUUUUCCUGCAGCCGGUGCAUAACAACGGUUCCAGCGGUUAUGGCAGUUUGGGAAGUAACGGCUCUCAUGAGCACUACAUCAGCGUGGCUUCUUCAAGUGACAGCAAUGGUAACCUUUGGGAGGAUUCACAACGUGAACCGAUGACUUUGCAGCAGAUUUGUGCGGAUGUAAACAGAGUCAAGAGUUGGGGCCAGCAGGCUUAUCUGGGUUCCAACCAAAAACUCGCUCUUCUUGGCAAACCAGCCGCAGCCCGUGUGCCCCCUGUAAUUUCCAACCCUCAGGUCAGAGAUCAUGAGGAAGGCAGGAAGCAAACACACAUUCCUUCCUAUCAGCAGAUCAACUGUGUGGACAACAUCAUCAGAUAUUUGGAGAGCUGUACAGGCCCAGCCCUCAAGCGGAAAAGUGACUCUCAUUCCCUGGCCACUUCCUCUUCUUCAUCCUCUAACUCCGAAGACGACAAGCCUGCUGAAGCCACUGACCCAGCUCGGGCCAGCUCAGAUGUGGUGUUGGACAGUGCGGCGUCAGUGGCCCCGACGGCAGCGGCUGUUGUUGGAGCGCCUCUGACAGACAUCACAAUGUCCACUAAGGCCAUGAGUGUUGUCUCUGUCACCAGCCAGUGUUCGUACAGCAGCACCAUUGUCCAUGUGCCACAGCCGGAAUCAGAGGCCACAGCACUGGAGGACGCCCCGAUGGGCAGUGAGCCCACUGAGUCUGCUCCCACCCCUGUCCGUCCCACCCCGAGCCCCGCUACAGAGGAACCAAAGUUUAUCGGCCUCACCAAGGAGGUGCUGUCCGCUCACACCCAGAAGGAGGAGCAAGAGUAUGUCGAUCGAUUCCGCCAUCGCAUCCUGCAGAGCCCCUACAGCUCCUAUCUGCAGUUGGACAACAGCUCUAUGGCCCACUCCCACCAUCCAGGCGACUAUCUACGUCCAGUGAGCGCUGGUGGGUUGAACCGCUCUCGGAGAGGAAAGCUGAGACACAAGCGGCCGAAACCCCAGGGUUCCUCAGACAGCUACGCUUCCCCAGCUGGCCCACCUCGGCGGGUCCCAGACUCUUCUUGGCCCUCCUCAGAGUCCUCCCAGCGCCAGAUGGGAGCACCCUACAGCCAAACAUCCCCAAUGCAGGCACCAUUCUUCCCUAUGAUGGCAACCCAGCCUGUCCCUGAGCAACCGCCAGUACCACAGCAGCUGCCUGGAGCAACAACUAUGGUGCCGCAGCCUCCUGACCAAACCCAGCUCAGCUACUUCAACAUCAUGCAGACUACUCAGAGCCUGCCAGGCAUGCAACCAAUCCAGAUGGAGCCCUUUCAGAAUCUGCAGAAUAUCCAGAACUUUCACAACCUGCAGCCCAUGGCUCAGGUCCAGGGCAACCCUUACAUGACUCAUCAGGUCAUGGCUGUCAUCCUGCCCAGCUACCCAACAUUCACUCCAGGCUACCCGUCCAUUUACCCACCGUCCGCUCCUACCAUGAUGCCCCAGGUACCCAUCACCAUGGCAGGCUUUGCUCCUGGCAGCAUCCCCUUCCCUCAGCCUCAGCUCCAGCUCCAAGCCGAGCAUGUGCCCCUCACUCAGACAUGCCUGGGCUCUAUGCUGUGCUCACCCAGACCCAGCUCCUCUGUCGGGGAAGAAGAGGAGGCAGCUGGGCCUCGGGCUUUAUUCUCCAGCUCUCGCUCGAGUUCUCCGCUGCAGCUGAACUUGCUGCAGGAGGAACUGCCAAAGCCAAGUGAGGGGCAGAGCAGCACCGGGCACAACCUCGCAGAGAGUCUCCACGAACAACAUGCCAACCAGGUUGACAACCCCAUUGACUCUGGUAACCAUGAUGCCCAGUCUACAACCAGUGAGCUGCUUGACCUGCUGCUGCAGGAGGAUGCCAGGUCAGGGACCGGCUCCAACGCCUCGGGAUCUGGGUCAGGGGAGUCUGGUGGCUCCAUGGGAUCUGGAUCUGGCUCCAAUGGAACCUCCACAUCACACACUGGCAGCAGCAACAGCAGCAAAUACUUUGCCAGCAAUGAUUCAUCGGACACAUCUCGCAAAGCCCGUAAGAGCCAGGAGGCACCAGCAGAGCACCAACAUGGCUUCGACACACGGGGAGAGAACACACUCUGGAGCAUGAUCCAGCAAACACCUGAGCAUGCCAUGAUGACGUACCAGAUUCAAACAAGGGACCAGAAUGAGGUGCUGGCAGAGGACAGGGAGAAGCUUCGGGUGCUUCAGCCCCACCAGCCCUGGUUCACCCAGGAGCAGAGAGAGGAGCUGAAUGAGGUCCAUCCCUGGAUCAAACAGCACACUAUCCCACAGGAGAUAGACACACAGGGUUGUGUGAGUUGUACGUCGGGCCCAGGGCUCGCCCACUCCCCUCACCCUAUUUCCCCCGAUAGCUCGAUCCCCCAGCAGGACUCCAUCGGACCUGUUGGAGACACUUGAAUGACCUGGACCUCAAAUCUACCCAGCUCACAGCACAUCAACCCUGCCAGAAACCUCAAGAACUCCCACCAUGCAUCUCUUCUGACCAGAGGAGUGGGUCCCAGUGCUUUAGAUUAACAUGUUUUGUAAAGGUAUCUGAGGCUGGAUCAGGCUCUGAAGAAUGGAGGAGGUAAAAGAGAUGGGCAUUUUCUCUCAGUCAGCCAAUUGUGACUGCCUUUAUAGGACCAUAAAUAUUAUACCUCUCUUCUUGUUGUGUUCAUGGCCCCUGUAGGGGUUUAGUUUGUAUUUAAAGACUGACCAGUAAAUGGCACCACGAACCACUUGACACUCGAUAUAGAAAGAUGGUCCCAUGGUUGCUGCCCCUAAACAUUAGCACUGUGUACUGCACACACUCAGCCUGUCUGAUAAGUGUGACUGGGCGACAAGGAUGAAGACGGCGCUGGCCCAGUUUCAGUAUCAGAACACACACCAGACUCUUCUCCAGAGACACGGAGUGCAGGUUGUACAAUACAUGUAUGACAUCGACUCCUUCAACUACAGAGUAACUUAUCAUGGUUGACACAUGGUCGAUACUUUUUUCUUCUUUUUUUUGACGGACAUGAAGACAAAGACACAUUUGCUGCUCUCUGUUUAUAAUGUUCAGAUUCUAGUCUUGUACGUUGUUUGUUUGUUAUUGGAGUGUAUCCUCUUAUUCCAUAGAUUGGUUUCCUCUUGUUUAGGACGUCAUUUUUUAUGUUACUCUGACUCACGAACAACAGCAAACAAUAUAAACGUUUAAAAUUUAAUUUAGUGCGACAACACAAGUCCACCCUGAUGUCCAAAAUGUCCUUUCCCCACCCAGUAUCCUGGUCAUCACCUGACAGUAUCUGUAGCUUACCUUUAAUUGUAAAUGCACAGUGUGGCUCUGAAUAUCCUUUGAACCUGGGUUUACUUACUGAAAGGAUUUUCUCUUAGACUGUGCGUUCGUGUGCGAGAGUGUUCUACUUCUGUGAAUGUUGUCAACCUUUUGCUCGUACUGGCUUCAGAUUGCAGGUGAGUUUGAUUGAGUGUGAGAAUGUGUGAGGGUGCCCUCUGACCGAUUGAAAGCUGCUUCCUUCGAUACAGUUGUCCAACAGCGCUAGACAGACCAGGGUUUUCUACCAUUUUUAGAUUGAAACUAUAUUACAGUACCAUGUAUUUUAUAGCAAAAGGACACUAAACAAACUUCACAAAGUGUAUAAAAAGCCAUUUGUCUUGAAUUCAGGGACUGUUUGUUUGUGACACAAAGGAAUGAAUAAAUGAACCAUGUACCUAA
This is a messenger RNA of Centropristis striata (black sea bass), 5433 nucleotides long. RefSeq names its product period circadian clock 3 (gene per3). Gene Ontology annotation, molecular function: transcription corepressor binding; transcription cis-regulatory region binding. Gene Ontology annotation, biological process: circadian regulation of gene expression; negative regulation of transcription by RNA polymerase II; entrainment of circadian clock by photoperiod. The record is from RefSeq and is a predicted model, not a curated record. Lineage: Eukaryota; Metazoa; Chordata; Actinopteri; Perciformes; Serranidae. Gene Ontology annotation, cellular component: cytoplasm; nucleus.